Molecule: messenger RNA, 3773 nt
Organism: Cuscuta epithymum
Lineage: Eukaryota; Viridiplantae; Streptophyta; Magnoliopsida; Solanales; Convolvulaceae
Source: the annotation of a GenBank genome assembly
AGUGCCUUUCAUAUCCGGACAGCCUGAUAAGAACCUUGUCCGACCAAACGCAAAUCAGCCCUGCGAUUUGUUUUAAAGGCUGGGAUUUCUCAAUCAUUAAAACAAAACUCUCCUUUUCAUUUAUCUCCACAUACGUGCGCGUGACUUCUAGCUUCCAAGAGGUUCGUCUUCAUUGCGCGCCAGUUCCAGUUCCAAAGGACAUCGGCUUCUCUUCGCAUAUAGCUGGACGACAGUUGCGGCAGAAUCAUGGAAUCACCAGGGCAGAGAACUUCAUGUAGCUUGACAGUUACUCAUGUUGUGCCAAAUGUUCCAACUCAGGAAAAACUAUAUGUGGGGAUGACAUUUGAAGAAUUAGAAAAUGCAUUUGCGUUCUACAAUAGGUACGCUAAGCUCGCUGGGUUUAGUGUGCGCAAAGAAUCUUUGAAGAAAACGAAAGAUGGUGUAAUAAGGGGCAGGGUUUACACAUGUUACAAAGAAGGGUUAGAAAAAAAUGCCAUGCUUGGAAUUGAUACCGAGAGAUGUACACAAAACAUCCGCAACGGAUGUAUGGCCAUGCUUGGUGUUUCAAGAACUCGAAAUAGUGUGUUGUUUAAGGUGUACCGUUUUGAGGAGGCGCAUAAUCAUUAUUGUGAGACUCCAAGCAAGGUUCAUUUAUUGAAAUCACAUCGUAAUUUGUCUGAAGCAAAGAAGAAGCUUUUCUCGACUAUGCAAUCUAAUAACAUCUCAAUCCCUCGGGCUAUGGGCAUAUUCAUUGCAGAAUCAAGCGGAGCGGGUGAUGUUGGAUUUCUUGAAGCAGACCUAAGAAACUAUGUUCGAGAUGAGAAUGCGAAAGUAAAGGGACAAGAUGCACAAUUAUUUGUGGAGCACUUUAUGCUUGAGAAAGAACACAACUCUUCUUUCUUCUACAAGGUUAGAAAAGAUAGCACAAAUAAGAUUGAAUUGGCAUUUUGGGCUGAUCCGACUUGUCGGCGAUCUUAUCACUUCUUUGGUGACACUGUUGCUCUUGAUUCUACGUAUAACACUAAUACGUACGGAUUUCCAUUCGCUCCAUUUGUUGGAGUUAAUCAUCAUUUUCAGUCCAUUCUAUUUGGUUGUGCAUUCAUGAACAAAGAAAAUUUUGAGUCGUACCUCUGGAUCUUAGAAGCUUUUUUAGAAGCCAUGCCCGGACCACCACCAAAUGUGAUCAUUACUGACCAAGAUCCUGCUUUGUCCAAAGCCAUUGCUCGUGCGCUACCAAAUGCCUAUCACCGUUAUUGCAUGUGGCACAUUAUUCGUAAGAUUCCAGAGAAGGUGGGUAGUAUAAUAAACUCUCUUGAAAGUUUCAGCAAAAUUUAUUGUAUUAUUAAAUACUCUGAGACUGCCUAUGAAUUUGAAGCAAAGUGGCAAGGUCUUGUAGAUGAAGUUGGGCUGGGAGACAAUGAAUGGAUAUCUUAUAUGUUUCAAGUUCGAGAGCAAUGGGUUCCGGCUUACUUCAAGAAUGUAUUCGCAGCUUCUAUGUCAUCCACACAAAGGAGUGAAACAACGCAUUCAUUCUUAAAGAAAUUUGUCUACAAGGGAUGUAGUUUCAAUGAGUUUGUAACUCGCUUCGGUAGAGCACUGUCAAGGCAGAGAGAGCGUGAGAACGAUUCUGAUCACAAGGAUAGAAAUGGGCGACCUAAGCUUCAAUACGGGACUCAAAUGGAGCUACAGGUAGCGAACACGUAUACGUCAUCUAUGUUUCGUGAGUUCCAAAGAGGCCUACAUAACUGUUUCACUUAUGGCGUGGACGAGAAUAUAGAGGGGGAUAUGUCCAUUUUGAAGUUAACUUAUAGAGGACUCUCAAACGAUAUCGAGAUUAAAAAAAGUCGAAUAGUGACAAUGAAUCGUUUGACACAAAUUGGAAGUUGUUCUUGCAAACAAUUUGAGUUUAUGGGGAUACCGUGUGCACACAUUCUUAGGGUUCUAGAUUGUAUGAAUAUGUAUGAAGUUCCUAGCUUUUACAUUAUUGAUCGUUGGAAAAAGGGAACACGAAGGCAAAUUGUUAUUGAUCGUGCAGGGAAUGAGAUUAGAGAGGACCAUCGAAGAGAGGUGACAGGGGGGAAUAGCAAGGCAUAUGAUGCGUUUCUUAAUGGUUAUUAUGAUCUUAUCUCGGAGUCACUGGAGGACCAAGAAUUUGGACUUGAACUACUUCAAGAGUGGAGGCAAAAGUUCAAUGAUCACAUGUCCAAAAAGCCAAUUGAAAAUAACAAAUCCAGUAAGGAAAUUGAGACGUCUUCUACUGUAGAAUAUUUGGAGCCCGACCAUGCACGUCACAAGGGCUGUGGAAAACGAUUAAAAUCAAGUAUGGAUAAGGGGCCUACAUUGAACCGACUAUGUCGUGUUUGUAAAGGUCAUGGUCACGAUAAACGUAAUUGUCCAAAAAAUGCAAAAGGGGGUGUAGCAAUUGGAGCAUUUGAUGAUCACAAGUAGGCUUGUAGCAGACAGAGGAAUAUAUAUUAGCCACCUGUGGAAUAUUGCUUUUUGUCUAGAUUGUAUGGCUUAUUUUUUGUAUGGCUUAUGAACUGCCUUUGGGGUAGUUAUAUGUGCCUUUGACCAGGAUACAUUUUUUGGAAGUUUUUUAUCAUCAAAAUUAUGAUGUGUUGUUGAAAGACAUUGUAUUUUAUAUAUUUAUAGUGAUGGUAUGUUUAUGAGUUUGAAAUUCAGCUUGUGCUUCACUGCUUUGUAGUAUCUACUCCUUAUUUUCUGGUGUUAUAAAAUUGGGAUAGUAGAGCAUAUAUUAAUCAUUGAAAGAGAAUACAUUUCAAGAUAUUUAAACACUGCUGCAUUUUUUGCUUAUGUAAUACAUUGCCAUAAGAAAUACAUCUCAACAUAUUUAAAUAGUGCUGCAUUUUUUGCCUAAGUAGUAAGUAGUCUCCAAAUAUCAAGGUCUGAUAGUUACUACACCAGCUAUUACACAUGUAUCAAAUACCUCUGGCAGUUAAAAAGUAAAAAAUAAAACGGCAACAACUAUUUAAUUCUUCAUGCUUUAAUUUGUGUCUCGUGAAAAUGGUCUUCGAGCACAACUCUGACUUCAUUUUUUAUCUGCUUGAAGGAGACGGUUCCUCACUACAUAAAUGCAAUAACACCUUCUUUGCUAAUACAACAACAUCCACUUCUGUCAAACUGACCUCACCAGGGAAUAUUGACCAAACAAGACUGAAUUCAACCGACCAUGCAUAUUGAUCUGGUAGUGUAAUAUUAAUGACCUUCGGUUGCAUAAUGCUAACUUAUAAUUAUAAAAUAAAAUAGCAGCAAGAAUCUCAGUAUUUACAAAGUAGAAAAAUAAAGAAAUGGAGUAUCUUUAAAAAAACCUUAGAUUCAAGCUUUUUGCCAUAUGUCGAUAUGCUUACCUGAUAAAUUCCACCAAACUCCAAAAGUUGGAUUCAUAAGUUAACAAACAACAUGUAAAAAAAAAAAAAGUUAAACGCACAAUCCAAUUACGUUUUGACCUUCGGAAACAAGGAUCAAUGUCAUAGAUACCCCUUAUACAACAUGGAAAAAAACCAGGCCAAUCUUAGCGUAAUUCGAAAAAUUCAAAAAAAAAGAAUUAAGAGUAAAACAACCUAAAAAUUCAUAUCUACUUCGCUCACAGUGACAAUCGAUGGAGAAUUUUUCACAAUAGAGGAAUUUGAAGAGACGAAAUGGUAUGUUGAGUGUUGACGAUGGGGAGAUUUGAAGAGGAGAGAGGAUACGGUGAUGAUGGGGUAGUAGGCGCAGUAAAAAAAGAACCCACGCGCUCAUAUGCAAGAUAAAGC